Astrephomene gubernaculifera is the source of this 343-nucleotide messenger RNA. The record is from the annotation of a GenBank genome assembly. NCBI's taxonomy places the organism in Eukaryota, Viridiplantae, Chlorophyta, Chlorophyceae, Chlamydomonadales, Astrephomenaceae.
AGGUGCUGCUGCACGCGCCCCCCGCCGUACAGGCCCUGCAGCUGCGGCCGCUGCUGCUGGCACUCAGCCCCUGGCUGAUGUGUCACGGCCAUGCGGUGCGCACAUACGCGCAGCUGGUGAUGUGGACACUGCUGCAGCGGUUCCCGCCGGAGGAGCGCGUGUGGGGCAACUCUAUAGCCGACCUGAGCUACCUGCGCCAGAUGCUGGAGUUCAUGCGCACCAACGUGGACCUAGUGCGGCUGCGCAAGAACAUCGGCGACCCCAUCCUGGAGUGGUACCCCGCCGGCCUGGCGCACCCGGCCCGCGUGUUCGCAUCGGGGGCGGAGGGGGUGUGCCUGGCAGG